Phyllopteryx taeniolatus (common seadragon) is the source of this 4739-nucleotide messenger RNA. RefSeq names its product G protein-coupled receptor 17 (gene gpr17). Gene Ontology annotation, cellular component: membrane. Gene Ontology annotation, molecular function: G protein-coupled receptor activity. Bases 2226 to 3239 code for a protein of 337 amino acids. Gene Ontology annotation, biological process: positive regulation of Rho protein signal transduction; phospholipase C-activating G protein-coupled receptor signaling pathway. NCBI's taxonomy places the organism in Eukaryota, Metazoa, Chordata, Actinopteri, Syngnathiformes, Syngnathidae. The transcript is spliced from 3 exons. The record is from RefSeq and is a predicted model, not a curated record.
AAAACGUUACCACCCAGUCCCGUCCCAAACCUUAACCCCUCAUACAAUUGCGAGUGCCGUUUAUAAAGAACACUGAUGAGGACGAAAGGUACGCAACAGGCUGACUUUUCCAGGUAAUAACAUCUUUUAUGCAGAGCUAUAAUAGAAGACCUGGCAUUUUCCACCUGGUACCUUCUAUCUGAUAAUGACGUAGCUGAGUCACCCUGCACCUCUUGAGGCUAACGAAAGGCAAGCAGCUAGUUAUUCUCAACUGGGUCGGGACCCAUUAUGGGUGCGUCGUGGACAGGAAGUAAAACGUCCCCGGUUUUUACGACGGUACGGACAUAUAGGAUUUGGAGGUUACGAACGGCGCACGAGGAACUCGUUUGCACAGCGGUGUAAGAGUACGUGGCCACAAGGCAUGCUUAGUUAGCGACAUAAGCACUGUUUUUCAUAUAAAACUGCUUGUUUUAUAGUCAUGCCUCUCCCAAAUUCCUAGGGCACAAUUUGAGCGGUACUUGAAUUGAAAUGACAUGCGCCAUGUCUGAAUCUGAAUCUCGCGACAAACCAAACUCUGGUUUACGACGUUACCGACGCAUAAGGUUCCGAGGUUACGAAUGAUACGCAAGGAAAUGCAGCGUCGUAAGAAUACGAGGCACAAGAAGACACUUUCAGUUAGCGCUGUACUUAGUUUGUCAUUGGCUUGCUUUCAAUUUAUGGCAUACAUGUGUUUGUCAUACAAGUAUUUACUAUGUGCGCUAUGUGUAAAGUUUAAAUUUACAAUUGUGUUACCGCAGGGUUAGUGGGAAAAAAACCACCAAUUCACCAAUUUUCUAUACUGCUUCUCCUGUUUAGCGUCACCACGACCUGGAGCCUGUCCAAGAUGAAAGGUGGACUAGUCACUGGGCGCAAACAGUAGAGAGAAAGACUCACAUUGUCACGAGAGUGGUAUCUGAACGCACAAACUAAAAGAAAUUAUAAUAAUAACAAUAAUAAUAAAGUCUGACAAAUCUGUCAAAAAUCGACGAAAGACCCUAACAUAAAUCCAACAGGACAGAUCAAUAUACCGUAUGACAAGAACUAACAGACAACCUGACAAAAAACAAAAUAAGUUAAUCAACUACGGCCGCUGUAGGAGCGGAACUCUGUUGCAAACCGAGGACCCCCUCUCUAUUAUUGUUUGUUUCAGAUUAACAGAAGCCAACAAAGACCGAGAAGAACCCCUACAAAAUGUCUCGAGGGGCAUGCAAUUUCACAAGGCGAUGUUUCUUUUUUAAGCCGGGAGAAGGGGCGGGGGGGGCUCGUAGUACGCACGGCAGACAGAGCGUCUCAGCCGACAAAGCCUUUAGUUAAGGGGGCGGCGGGGUGUUCUUUGUCCUAAUUAGCAGUCGAUUAACAGGGUAGCGAUGUCAGGGCGCAGAUAGUGGCCUCAUUGAUGGCGUCCAUUUGCAUGUGGACGGGGACAAAGAGCAGAAAGGCCUGAUGUGUGCGUGGACAGGCAGCUGUGCUAUGAAAGAAAUAUCUCUCUGCACUCCACAUCUGUGCCGCCGGCUAUGUGACUGAUUAUUUUUGGGGCGUUGUGAGUCGGCAUGCCCCCGGGAGGCGGGAGACCAACAAGGGCCUCUGUUUCUUGAGUUGAGUGUCCACCCCACCCUCGUCUAGCCUUUCUUCCCACCAGCAGCGCUCUUGUUUCGCUCUCGUGCGUGGGGCCCUCUGUGGAACACAAACAGAGCAUCUCCGAGCCUUCAUCUCUGAGGCUUCACUCAUAAACACGUCAAUUGACAACUCUCUAGCAACGGGAGGGGUGGCGGCGGGACCGGGGGCCCUCACGGUUUCCAUGGAGCCGCGGCCCGACAAGCGGCUCCCCGGGCCGGGCGAGGCAUACCAUUCUUCUCCACUUACUCGGGGCUAUUGUGGAGCGCAACAAGUGGCUCUCUGAGGAGCAAGAAAGGGGAGGGUUCAGGGUUCAACCCUAAGCCUCCCGUCGGGACUCUUUCGCUCUGUUGCCGAAUUUGUCCAGGCACAAAAGGAGCCGCCGUCUCACUGGCCAGAACAUCUUGAGGGAGGAGAAGCAAGAGGGAAGGACCACGAUCUGUUUACCUCGGAAGGGUCCCCCGCCCCGACCUCUUCGGCGAUCAGACUGUCACUGGUUUUCCUUAAAGCUUCCUCUGAAUAUCAGGGUCACGUCUGGAGGGUACACCCUGGACUUGUUGCCGGCCAAUCGCAGGGCACAUAGAGACACCAAGAUGGAGUUGGCCACGACGGAGCUGUUGUCCAAUCAGACAUCACAAAGCUGCGCGGUGGAGUCAGCGACGGAGAACGUCCUAUUCGGGACCUUCUACAUCCUGGUCUUCUUCCUGGCGCUCAACGGCAACAGCCUGGCACUCUGGAUCUUCUCCCACCAGCGCGGCACGUCCUCCCCAGCCAACGUCUUCCUGACCCACCUGGCCGUGGCCGACCUGUCCUACGUGGUCAUCCUCCCCCUGAGGGCCACGUACCACCUCACCGGGGGCCACUGGCCCUUUGGCGAGGUGCCCUGCCGGUUGGCCGGCUUCCUGUUUUACGUCAACAUGUACGCCAGCUUGUACUUCCUGGCGUGUGUGGCGGGAGACCGCUACCUGGCGGUGGUCCACGCAGUCCGGUCGCUGAAGGUGCGCCGUACCCGCUAUGCCCACAUCAUCAGUUUCAGUUUGUGGGCGCUGGUCACCGUCUCCAUGGCACCCCUGCUGGUGACCCGCCAGACGCUGGAGGUGGACGGAACAACAGUGUGCUUGCAGCUCUACCGGGAGAAAGCGUCCCACAAGGCGCUGAUUUCCCUCGCCGUCGCUUUUACGCCACCCUUCUUGGCCACGCUGUCCUUCUACCUGCUUAUCAUCCGUAGCCUACACCGGGGGUCCCGUCUGGAGCCCACCCUCAAAUUGAGGGCCCUGCGCACCAUCGGCCUGGUCAUGCUCAUAUACGUUGUGUGCUUCCUGCCCUACCACGCCAGCCGGGCCACCUUCAUCCUGGGCCACGGCCACCCAGAUGCGUCGUGCCAGACGCGCCGAGGUCUGAGCCUAGCCAACCGGCUCACCUCGCUCCUGACGUGCCUCAACGGCGCCAUGGACCCGCUCAUCUAUCUGUUCGGUGCGGAAAAGUUCCGUAGUACCUUGAUGCGACUGCUGUGCAAAGACAAGGCGCCGGCCGGAGCAUCUGGGGCUACCAGUGGGGAGUUGAAAGGGACCCACGAGAGUUCUGUGAGUGCCAAGUCGGAGUUUUGAACUGGAUCUCGAUCCGCUAAAUGAAUCCAAAACAUUCCUUCGCCUGAUCAUGCGGCCAUUUUAUAUGCGUGACUCCCAUGCGGCAACCCUCCCCAAAAAACAACAUGCUAAAAGAUGUUUCACGCAGAGAUUCUGCAACAAUAUAUUGUGUGUCAGAAACCUCUUCAACACUGCCUAUCAUCUGUUUUCUGUGUGAAAGGGCCGACAUAGAAUGUCCGAAAUGGAUAUUCUCUCAUCGUGGCUCUUUGUUGUUGUACUCAAGUAACUCUAACUACCGGAGACAAAUUCCUUGUGUGUUUUAACAUACUUGGCCAAUUAAAACGGUUCGGAGAACUUCGGAGCUAUAACCUAACAUGAACAUUCAUCAAAGUAGGCUACUAGCAUUUUAGCAUUUAGCUGAAUGUUCGGUGGAGUCCCAGUACCAAAAAACUAAAUAAAAAAAGCACUAGAUUCUCCCAAUUGAGCAUUUUCACAUAUAUAUAUUAUAUAUAUAAAUAUAUUUUGUUAUCACUGUUUGAUACCGGUAUCAUGUUCAAUUGUGCUUGACAAAUCAUCAUUGUAAAUAUGAUCAUCAUUUUUUAGUAUCUUAACAGCAUUUGUAUAUAUGAUGAGUAUUUGUGGGUUACAUGUUUUUGGACUUUUUGUGACAUUUCUACUGAGGUUUUAUUUGAUUUUAAGAAUUGACCUGUCAUUAAACUAAACCACAGCAAGCGCUUGAAAAUACUAUAUGCAACUAUUUUUUCCUAAAAUAUACGAAUUAUUUGUUGAAAUUAUGCAAUUGUUUGUUGAAAAUACAAAAGCAUUUUGUUAAAAUUAUACAGCUUUUUCUUCAAAAAUAUAAAACUUGUUCUCAAAAAUAAUUUUGUAGUUUUUUUCCUCAAAAAUCAACUUUGUUUCUUGAAAAUGUCAUUUUUUUCCCCUUAAAAACAGACUUGAAAAUGUUGCCUAACUUCUCAAUAGGUGCAAGGAUUUUUUACUUUUUUUUUUUUUUUUUUUACUUAGCUAUACUUUUUCACAAAUUUAUGAGCUCUUUCUUAAAAUAUAUAACUUCUUUUACUCAAAAAUAUAGGAUAUUUUUUUUUCCUCACAAAAAUCGUAUUCUCGCAAGAGUACGCUUCUAUUCUCUCAACAAUACACCUUUUUCUCUAAAAAGAUCGAACUUUUCUCUCAAAUGUACAACAUUUAUCUCAAACACACAUUUCCCCCCCCCCAUAAAAUACACUUCAUCUAUAUUUUUUUCCCCUCAAAAAUAUACACCUUUCCUAACAUUCCGACUUUAAUCCCGUAGUGUCAUUUUUUUUCUCAUCAAUAUGGCCCCACUUGUAUUAAUAAUUGUUAGCUUGUUAAACUAACCGCUAUGGCUACGGCCGGCUACGCUAACAGGAUGACAUUUUUAUAGUCCUAUUGCUUUGGUGCUUUCAAAUGAUUGUAAAGCGAGAACUUGGAACAGUGUGAGCCUUUUGCCUUUUGUGACUUUAUAUUGUCAACAAUAAACGUAUU